Oryza sativa Japonica Group (Japanese rice) is the source of this 1092-nucleotide messenger RNA. RefSeq lists its product as uncharacterized. The record is from RefSeq and is a predicted model, not a curated record. NCBI's taxonomy places the organism in Eukaryota, Viridiplantae, Streptophyta, Magnoliopsida, Poales, Poaceae.
GAACGGGCAUCGUCUCGAAUAAAAAAAAUAGUCAAUCUUUUACACUAAAAAUUAUAUGAACUUAUAAUGUAAUUAUACUUUAAAUUUCACUAGUUACACACUAAAUUUUCACAAUUACACGAUAGCUCGUAAGCAGCACGUCGCCGCCCGUAAGCAGCACGUCGCCGCCCGUUGGACGACACGUUGGAGCAGCAAAGAUGUGCAUGGACGCCACGUACGGCCGAACGAGCAAGCACACCAAACCUCACACCCAUCAUCCACACGAGAAGUUUAGGCGACGCGUCGUUUUCUCGUGGAUCUCAUCACAACCAUUAUCUAAGCUGGAGUAUCUUCUUCCUCUUCUCCGUUGACCGUCCACGCUAUACAUCUUAAAUCAGCCUAGGAAGUCGCUAGAGCGCAUCAUCAAUCACCGAUCGAUCAUCUCUCUCAAGUCCAAGCUUGCUCAUCGUACGUAUCAUCCAUCCAUGGCGAUGCCGUGGGAGCUCGCCGAGUACCUGAUGGCCGUCACCUGGGUGGCGCUCGGCCGCUUGCAGCCUUCCCUUCUCUUGCAGGAGUUACGGGAGUGCCAGCACCUGGAUUCCACUACCGUUGCUGCCUCCGCCUCCGCCACCGGCAGCGGAAGUCCGGACAUCGAGGGCAUGGCGCAGGCCGACUUCUUCUUCGGCCCCGAGUUGGAUGACUUGAUGCAGCAGCUAGGUGACGGUGACACCGGGCAGAAGGGCAUGCUGCCAGCCUCGUCGUCGUUGCCAUCCGGCGUGCAGCGGCGCAAAGCCGGCGGGGCGGGGCGGAGCGGGCGGAUGGCGGCGCCUAGAAGAACGGGACGGAGUGGGGCAUCGGCGGGCAGAGUCGCAGAGAGGGGAGACGGGGAGAAAGAAGAGGUGGCGGUGAGAAUGACAUGCGGGGCCCACGUGGGCCCCACCAUUUUUUAUUAAUUUGUGUGUGAAACUGACAUGUGGGUCCCACGGGAUUUAAUAUUUUUUGGGGAUCCAAUUGCCACGUAAACGUCACGUCAAUGACACGUGGGACGAGGACCUAGUCAAAAGAGCCAUGUAAGCGCCACGUCGGUCAAAACCACCCUCUAUGCUGCCGAGG